GGCCAUAUUUAUUUUCAUGUCGUGUAUACCGAGAUUUAAAAACAGCAAUGUUAGACUAAUUUCCCUGAUGAUGAAAGGCGUUUUCCUCUUCGCAGUUUCAUUUUGUUUGUUUCUUGGUGCAAACGCUGAAGCCGAUCAUGCCGAUGAAGGUCGCGAUGCAGAUGGUAUGGAGGUGGGUUCGGGUGGCGUGUUUUGUAAAGCUGUCGGCCGUUCUGGGAAAAUCAUGUGCGCUCGUCCUCAGACGGGGAAAAAACAAGAUUACAGCGAGAAAAAUUCCAAUCGCAUCGUUAUCGAGUUUGACAGUUUGCAAGAGAGGAACAGUGGUGGCAACAUGGUAGGAAAAGCCAGGAAGAAAGGACAUCAUUUUGAUUCGUUUGCUGGUCAAGACUUUACUUUCGCCGGCUUGAAAGAAGUAACGUAUCAAGGACUUCAUGCGAAGAAUUUCAAUUUCUCUUCUUUUCUGUCCGGACCAAAUGCAACCUUCACAGUUUUAGCUUACAUGUUUGAAGAAUCGGGAAACAUUACGUUCGGAAACGAGACUUCAGAGAUGAGGAAGGGAAUGCUGAAGUUUAACAUUCAGAUUGACGGCUGGAAGUUUUGCUCCAAUUCAAGUGAUGACUGCGAGAGCGCUGAUCGAGGAGAAUUUAUAGACGUUGCUUUAGCCGUCAAAAGCAAAGGAAAACCAAAGUUUCGUUCUGAAGAAGAAAAAGAAAAGCUGUUAAAGAUAGUUCGCCACGGGCAACACUCUAAACAUGGGGAAGGAACGGGGUCUCACGACAAUGAUGGAGCUGGAGAACAAGAAGGUUCGCAGGAAUACCGUCCUAAGUGCUUAAAAAGGUGGAAGUAUAAAAAAUGUCCUAAGGAGUUUGAUAUCGGAGGGGGAUCAGACAUGAUGCUCAGCUCACAGGUGAUGGUGGACGACGUUGUGAUGGAUAUGCCUGGGAAUGGUGACUAUCCCAAGUAUAUGGAAUUCCGAAACAAGCAAAAAUUUAUCUUCCGAUUUCCGAAGGCUGUGAGUAAGAUCUUUUAUGAUCCAGGCCUUGAGGUAGGAGUGGAGUCUGGCAAGGAGAACAUCAUGCCCCGAGAAUUUGUUGUCCUGACUUUCGUUACUUUACUAGCUGACCUUUUCACUUUCUGAAGAAAGAAACUUUCCACUUUGGAUUCAGAUACAGAGACAAUUACUUUCAGUACUUUUUAACUACGUUUCCAGUGAGAAAAUGAGUUAAGUUUCAUUUUUAUGGUUUGGUCAUCCUUCUUUUAAAGUUAUGCUCACAUUAAAGUAUUGAAAAUUAAGCGAA
Messenger RNA from Stylophora pistillata, 1298 nucleotides. Its product is annotated as skeletal aspartic acid-rich protein 1. NCBI's taxonomy places the organism in Eukaryota, Metazoa, Cnidaria, Anthozoa, Scleractinia, Pocilloporidae. The record is from RefSeq and is a predicted model, not a curated record.